AGCGCGCAUGCUCGCGGCUCGGCGCUGAAAUUCAAAUUUGAACGGCUGCAGAGGCCGAGUCCGGCACUAGAAGCCGAGAGGAGAGGACAGCUGGUUGUGGGAGAGUUUCCCCGCCUCAGACUCCUGGUUUUUUCCAGGAGACACACUGAGCCGAGACUCACUUUUCUCUUCCUGAAUUUGAACCACCGUUUCCAUCGUCUCGUAGUCCGACGCCUGGGGCGAUGGAUCCGUUUACCGAGAAACUGCUGGAGCGAACCCGUGCCAGGCGAGAGAAUCUUCAGAGAAAAAUGGCUGAGAGACCCACAGCAGCUCCAAGGUCUAUGACGCAUGCUAAGCGAGCCAGACAGCCACUUUCAGAAGCAAGUAACCAGCAGCGCCUCUCUGGUGGUGAAGAGAAAUCUUGUACGAAACCAUCACCAUCAAAAAAACGCUGUUCUGACAACACUGAAGUAGAAGUUUCUAGCUUGGAAAAUAAACAACCAGUUGAGUCAUCAUCUGCAAAAUCUUGUUCUCCAAGUCCUGUAUCUCCUCAGGUGCAGCCACAAGCAGCCGAUACCGUCAGUGAUUCUGUGGCUGUCCCGGCAUCACUGCUGGGCAUGAGGAGAGGGCUGAACUCAAGAUUGGAAGCAACUGCAGCCUCCUCAGUUAAAACACGUAUGCAAAAACUUGCGGAGCAACGGCGCCUUUGGGAUAAUGAUGAUAUGACAGAUGAUAUUCCUGAAAGCUCACUCUUCUCACCAAUACCAUCAGAGGAAAAAGCUGCUUCCCCUCCUAAACCACCACUUUCAAAUGCCUCAGCAGCUCCAGUUGGGAGAAGGGGCCGUCUGGCCAACCUUGCUGCAACUAUUUGCUCCUGGGAAGAUGAUGUAAAUCACUCAUUUGCAAAACAAAACAGUGUACAAGAACAGCCUGGUACCACUUGUUUAUCCAAAUUUUCCUCUGCAAGUGGAGCAUCUGCUAGGAUCAAUAGCAGCAGUGUUAAGCAGGAAACUACAUGCUGUUCCCAAAGGGAUGGCGAUGCCUCUUUGAAUAAAGCCCCAUCCUCAAGUGCUGAUGAUACAUCUUUGGUUAAUGCCUCAAUUUCCAGCUCUGUGAAAGCUACUACUUCUCCAGUGAAAUCUACUACAUCUAUCACUGAUGCUAAAAGUUGUGAGGGACAAAAUCCUGAACUACUUCCAAAAACUCCGAUUAGUCCUCUGAAAACGGGGGUAUCGAAACCAAUUGUGAAGUCAACUUUAUCCCAGACGGUUCCGUCCAAAGGAGAACUAAAUAGAGAAAUUUGUCUGCAAUCUCAACCUAAAGACAAAUCUACAACACCAGGAGGAGCAGGAAUUAAGCCUUUCCUGGAACGCUUUGGAGAGCGUUGUCAAGAACACAGCAAAGAAAGUCCAGCUCGUAGCAUACCGCAUAGAACCCCCAUUAUUACUCCAAAUACAAAGGCCAUCCAAGAAAGAUUAUUCAAGCAAGACACAUCUUCAUCUACUACCCAUUUAGCACAACAGCUCAAGCAGGAACGUCAAAAAGAACUAGCAUGUCUUCGUGGCCGUUUUGACAAGGGCAAUAUAUGGAGUGCAGAAAAAGGCGGAAACUCAAAAAGCAAACAACUGGAAACCAAACAGGAAACUCACUGUCAGAGCACUCCCCUCAAAAAACACCAAGGUGUUUCAAAAACUCAGUCACUUCCAGUAACAGAAAAGGUGACAGAAAACCAGACACCAGCCAAAAAUUCCAGUACAGAACCUAUAGACGUGAUACGUGAAAUUGAGAUGAGUGUGGAUAAUGAUGAUGAUAUCAAUAGUUCAAAAGUAAUUAAUGACAUCUUCAGUGAUGUCCUAGAGGAAGGUGAACUAGAUAUGGAGAAGAGCCAAGAGGAGAUGGAUCAAGCAUUAGCAGAAAGCAGCGAGGAACAGGAAGAUGCACUGAAUAUCUCCUCAAUGUCUUUACUUGCACCGUUGGCACAAACAGUUGGUGUGGUAAGUCCAGAGGGUUUAGUGUCCACACCUAGACUGGAAUUGAAAGACACCAGCAGAAGUGAUGAAAGUCCAAAACCAGGAAAAUUCCAAAGAACUCGUGUCCCUCGGGCUGAAUCUGGUGAUAGCCUUGGUUCUGAAGAUCGUGAUCUUCUUUACAGCAUUGAUGCAUAUAGAUCUCAAAGAUUCAAAGAAACAGAACGUCCGUCAAUAAAGCAGGUGAUUGUUCGGAAGGAAGAUGUUACUUCAAAACUGGAUGAAAAAAAUAAUGCCUUUCCUUGUCAAGUUAAUAUCAAACAGAAAAUGCAGGAACUCAAUAACGAAAUAAAUAUGCAACAGACAGUGAUCUAUCAAGCUAGCCAGGCUCUUAACUGCUGUGUUGAUGAAGAGCAUGGAAAAGGAUCCCUAGAAGAAGCUGAAGCAGAAAGACUUCUUCUAAUUGCAACUGAGAAGAGAACACUUUUGAUUGACGAAUUGAAUAAAUUGAAGAACGAAGGACCUCAGAGGAAGAAUAAGGCUAGUCCUGUAUCCCAAAGUGAAUUUAUGCCAUCCAAAGGAUCAGUUACUUUGUCAGAAAUCCGCUUGCCUCUAAAAGCAGAUUUUGUCUGCAGUACAAUUCAGAAACCAGAUGCAGCAAAUUACUAUUACUUAAUUAUACUAAAAGCAGGAGCUGAAAAUAUGGUAGCCACACCAUUAGCAAGUACUUCAAACUCUCUUAACGGUGAUGCUCUGACAUUCACUACUACAUUUACUCUGCAAGAUGUAUCCAAUGACUUUGAAAUAAAUAUUGAAGUUUACAGCUUGGUGCAAAAGAAAGAUCCCUCAGGCCUUGAUAAGAAGAAAAAAACAUCCAAGUCCAAGGCUAUUACUCCAAAGCGACUCCUCACAUCUAUAACCACAAAAAGCAACAUUGCUUCUUCAGUCAUGGCCAGUCCAGGAGGUCUCAAUGCUGUGCGAACCAGCAACUUCGCGCUUGUCGGAUCUUACACAUUAUCAUUGUCUUCAGUGGGAAAUACUAAGUUUGUUCUGGACAAGGUCCCCUUUUUAUCUUCUUUGGAAGGUCAUAUUUAUUUAAAAAUAAAAUGUCAAGUGAAUUCCAGUGUUGAAGAAAGAGGGUUUCUAACCAUAUUUGAAGAUGUUAGUGGUUUUGGUGCCUGGCAUCGAAGAUGGUGUGUUCUUUCUGGAAACUGUAUAUCUUAUUGGACUUAUCCAGAUGAUGAGAAACGAAAGAAUCCCAUAGGAAGGAUAAAUCUGGCUAAUUGUACCAGUCGUCAGAUAGAACCAGCCAACAGAGAAUUUUGUGCAAGACGCAACACUUUUGAAUUAAUUACUGUCCGACCACAAAGAGAAGAUGACCGAGAGACUCUUGUCAGCCAAUGCAGGGACACACUCUGUGUCACCAAGAACUGGCUGUCUGCAGAUACUAAAGAAGAGCGGGAUCUCUGGAUGCAAAAACUCAAUCAAGUUCUUGUUGAUAUUCGCCUCUGGCAACCUGAUGCUUGCUACAAACCUAUUGGAAAGCCUUAAACUGGGAAAUUUCCAUGCUAUCUAGAGCUUUUUUGAUGUCAUCUUAAGAAACACACUUAAGAGCAUCAGAUUUACUGAUUGCAUUUUAUGCUUUAAGUACGAAAGGGUUUGUGCCAAUAUUCACUAUGUAUUAUGCAGUAUUUAUAUCUUUUGUUUGUAAAACUUUAACUGAUUUCUGUCAUUCAUCAAUGAGUAGAAGUAAAUACAUUAUAGUUGAUUUUGCUAAAUCUUAAUUUAAAAGCCUCAUUUUCCUAGAAAUCUAAUUAUUCAGUUAUUCAUGACAAUUUUUUUUUAAAGUAAGAAAUUCUGAGUCGUCUUCUUGGAGCUGUAGGUCUUGAAACAGCAAUGUCUUUCAGGGGUUGGAGACAGAAACCCCAUUCUCCAAUCUCAGUACUUUUUUUGAAAGGCUGUGAUCAUUUAUUGAUCAUGACAUGUCUUGUUACUAGGGUACUGAAAAAAUGUCUAAGGCCUUUACAGAAACAUUUUUAGUGAUGAGGAUGAGAACUUUUUCAAAUAGCAAAUAUAUAUUGGCUUAAAGUGUGAGGCUGCCUUCAGGAAAGAGAUGUGGACAUAGGAGGCAAUGUGUGAGACUUGGGGGUUCAAUAUUUUAUAUAGAAGAGUUAAUAAGCACAUGGUUUACAUUUACUCAGCUACUAUAUAUGCAAUGUGGUGCACAUUUUCAUAGAAUUCUGGCUUCAUUACGAUCAGACUUAGCAUAUUAGUUUUUUCUGUAAUAAGCUUACAGACUUAGCAUAUUAGUUUUUUCUACUACAACAAGUGUAAAUUGAAAAAUCUUUAUAUUAAAAAAGUAAACUGUUACGAAGCUGCUAUGGACUAAUAAUACUUUGCUUGCCAAAGUGGGUUUUGUUGUUGUUUGGUUUUUUUUUUUUUUUUUUUUUUUGGUUCAUGAACAAUAAUGUCUAGAAACCCAUUUUGAAAUUGGAAAAUUAUUAAGUCACAUAUCACCUUUAAAUGCCUUUUUUUAAUCAUAAAAUAUUGUAAAGCAGGGUCUCAACUUUUAAAUACUUUGAAUUUCUUCUCUGAAUUAUUAAAGUUCUUUAUGACCUCAUUUAUAAACACUAAAUUCUGUCACCUCCUGUCAUUUUUUUUUUAUUCAUUCAAAUGUAUUUUUUCUUGUGUAUAUUAUAAAAAUAUAUUUUAUGAGCUCUUACUCAAAUAAAUACCUGUAAAUGUCUAAAGGAA
This is a messenger RNA of Piliocolobus tephrosceles (Ugandan red Colobus), 4700 nucleotides long. RefSeq names its product anillin, actin binding protein (gene ANLN). The transcript has 23 exons. The coding region runs from base 222 to 3497 and encodes 1091 amino acids. Gene Ontology annotation, cellular component: actomyosin contractile ring. Gene Ontology annotation, biological process: mitotic cytokinesis; actomyosin contractile ring assembly; septin ring organization. NCBI's taxonomy places the organism in Eukaryota, Metazoa, Chordata, Mammalia, Primates, Cercopithecidae. The record is from RefSeq and is a predicted model, not a curated record.